CACGUUUCUUCUUCUUCUCCUUUUUCAUUUGUUGUUGUUGUUUUAUCUGACACGGAGGCGCUCGAGCGACUCACACAACGUAAAGAGGGGGAGAAAAAAGGCGUAAUUGUUGACGUCGACGACCACUCGUCGGCCGCUUUUUUUUGUCGUUUAAGGAAGACUGACGGUUGCAUCCAGUCCGAGGCUCGAGCUGUGGAUGCAUUUGUCACAGAAUAACCGGAGAAGGCCUGCCAGCAGCAUGGGCCAGCAUCUCGGAAAGAGGGAGUCACCCACGGGCAGCCAGGCUCCGUCACCUGAACCGUCACCUGAAGCCGAAGCAGUGCAGACCGCGGCGGCAGAAGAACCCGAUCCACAAGACGAAGUCUUCAGCCCGGGUGAGGCAGAUGCCAGCCAGAACAAUGGCUGCGUCUCGGAGAAGCCGGCGGUGACUGACUCCACGGGCGCUGCCGAGGGCCCCCGCCAGCCCUGGCCCGCACCCAGCACGGCUGACCCCGACCCUGACGAAGCCACGCCACGCCCCCACCUGGCCCGCCUCUUCUCCCGAGAUGCCCCGGGCCGGGAGGACAACACCUUCAAAGAGCGGCCCUCCGAAUCCGACGAGCUACAGACCAUCCAGGAACACAGCGGAGCGGCUUCAGAGUGCGGGUCGGACAGCACCGAACAGGAACUAGACUAGCUCUUUACUCCC
Messenger RNA from Pseudoliparis swirei, 688 nucleotides. RefSeq names its product myelin basic protein-like. The coding region runs from base 197 to 676 and encodes 159 amino acids. The transcript is spliced from 4 exons. Gene Ontology annotation, molecular function: structural constituent of myelin sheath. NCBI's taxonomy places the organism in Eukaryota, Metazoa, Chordata, Actinopteri, Perciformes, Liparidae. The record is from RefSeq and is a predicted model, not a curated record.